Molecule: messenger RNA, 589 nt
Organism: Parathielavia appendiculata
Lineage: Eukaryota; Fungi; Ascomycota; Sordariomycetes; Sordariales; Chaetomiaceae
Exons: 2
Coding region: 90-542 (150 amino acids)
Source: RefSeq, a predicted model, not a curated record
CGCACUGACCUUGGCCUAAGCGAAGCGGGCUCCACAGCAGGGAGGGCUCGAAAGAGUGGAGUUGGAACCGGGUCUCUCAGGCGCGGCUCAUGGAUGGCGACGUCGACUCUUGGAGGGUACAGAGGACGCUGCAGCCACACUGCUUACUGUUGAGUCAGGAUGAAGCCGGGGCAAGAGUGACUGGCAAUAUUUCAGCAACAAGUCUAACUCUUGUAAACCCAAGCAGCGAACCGUCUUCUCGGAUUAUGCCACGGAGUGACGAGUCGGCAGUCGAGACGAGAUGUAGAAAGCCGGGUGGCCUUCGUGUCGUUGAUGCUGACAAAAUGAGCUCCUGUUUCUGGUUCCGGCCGUGGUCGUUGGCCGGUUCGUCAAGCUCGGUCACUGGAAUGUGCGGCCGAAUCCAAGUCGUCGAACACGACUUUUGUUCCUGGCGAGGAUCGAAGAGUCGAAGUCGGCGACUCUCUGGCGUCCGCGGUCUUUUGCUAGUGACCUGUGAGCAGCCUCCUCCUGGACGAGGCGAGUACCUCGAAGGGCUUGUCUGAAGAAAACGAAACACUGGGUGCUUGACAGCAAGAGAAAGGAACGGGCG